AUGUUUGCCAUUUUUGUAGUGCCACCAAAAGUUGUCUUGUCACUUUUUAUUUUGUUUCUACACCACUUGCCAGAUAUCCACCCACUUGUUGGUCUAGUGCUUCUCCUCCAGUGGAUGGUAAAUCCCAUUUUUAUUGCGUUUUUGUACAUGAUAUCGCCCACUCUUAGCUUCUUGUUUGGGAAGCUCAAAAUAUCACCCCCUAAUGUUAGGCCUUCAAGCUUGACCGUCGCUAACAACCAUGCCACUGUAUGUGGAAUUGGAAACAAUGAUUACUACCGUAAUGAUUGUGUGAUAACAGUGACUGCCGGUACCGGAGGGACAGAAUCCUAUGAUUGGUGCGAGAUUCUGACAAGAAUGUAUAAAAAGUUUAUUACCAAGUAUCGCUCUCCCCAAAAUGGAUUUGGAAAUUUUAAUUUCCCCGAGUCACUGGCAAUCAGGUCAAUUGAACAAUCUGUGAUGGAUGGUGGCACUGGAUAUAAAUUUGCCAAGAUUCACGUCACUGGUAUGUAUGCCUAUAACUUGCUAAGGUCCGAGAAUGGUACCCAUAGAUUGGUUAGAAAUUCACCGUUCAAUACGCAAAACAAACGUAUGACCAGCUUUGCUGGUGUUGAAGUUAUGCCUGUUCUUACUGACAUGGACCAAGGGGUUAUGAAUGCAAACAGGCAUUUGGAGAUUAAGAAAUCUGAUUUGCGUAUUGAGACUAUGAGAAGUGAGGGAAAAGGCGGCCAAAAUGUAAACAAGGUUGAGACAGCGGUUAGAAUCACGCAUCUACCAAGUGGAAUAGCCGUCAAGUGUCAGCAAGAGAGGACUCAAGAGCGCAAUAAGGCUAUCGCAAUGAAGGAGCUAGAAUUGAAAUUGGUUAAGUUGAGGGAGGAGGAGAUUAAACAUCUGGAAAAUGCCAUAAAGGGACCCCGUAUAAUAGCUGAUUGGGGUAGACACAUAAAAAGUUACAUUCUCAGUCCGCAGGCCCGCUUUAAAGAUCAUCGCAUAGGUUAUCAAUCCAGUAACGUACAGUCAGUAUUAGAUGGCGAUCUUUUACCUUGUAUUUUAGCAUACCAUCAAGCCAACCUUGCUGAUUGA
Molecule: messenger RNA, 1080 nt
Organism: Babesia microti strain RI
Lineage: Eukaryota; Apicomplexa; Aconoidasida; Piroplasmida; Babesiidae
Product: peptide chain release factor 2
Exons: 6
Coding region: 1-1080 (359 amino acids)
Biological process (GO): translational termination
Molecular function (GO): translation release factor activity
Source: RefSeq, a predicted model, not a curated record